AACGUAACGUGUAGCAGUUUCCAAAGGCUGCCGUGCGGAAUAUACACUAAAAGUGGUUGAACACUCAUGUUCAUUUCGGCAGAGAGCUUCGCAAAGGUUUAUUAGCAGCGUAGAAACCGAUUGGACAACAUGUAUCGGACAAUCGCUCUGUUUUUUCUUUUGUGUUCAUUGAACGUCUUAUUACUGUCACCGAUAUGCGGAGCCUUCCAAGUAAGCGAUUGCGGCUCGAAAGUUGGAAAGUUUUCAACUGUAAGUUUGGCUGGAUGUGAUAUGGAUAAAGAGGUUUGUAACCUAAUACGGGGUACAAAUGCAACAAUUGAAAUAGACUUUACAGUUGAAAAAGAAAUAAAAAGUGUAAAUGCAGUUGUACAUGGAAUUAUAAUGGAUGUUCCUAUACCUUUUCCACUAACAAAUGCAAAUGCUUGUGAGACUUUUGAUUCCGGAGUCUCAUGUCCUCUAGCUAAGGAUACAACAUCUCACUACAGAAACACAUUACCAGUGUUGCAUUCUUAUCCUAAGCUCAGUCUUAUUGUAAAAUGGGAACUCAAAGAUGAGAACAAUGAGGAUAUUGUUUGCAUGCUGAUUCCUGCAAGACUUAAGUAGGUAAUAUUGAUUCAAUUUAUUACAGUGUCAUGUUUAAAGGAAUUGGGUAUUUUACAAAAGUUGUGUGAAAUGAAUAUAAAACACGGCAUUAAAAUAUGUUGUUUACCAUGUU
Molecule: messenger RNA, 715 nt
Organism: Dufourea novaeangliae
Lineage: Eukaryota; Metazoa; Arthropoda; Insecta; Hymenoptera; Halictidae
Product: protein NPC2 homolog
Exons: 5
Coding region: 130-603 (157 amino acids)
Biological process (GO): intracellular cholesterol transport
Molecular function (GO): sterol binding
Source: RefSeq, a predicted model, not a curated record